AUGAAAGACACAGAAGAGCCCCCAAGACGCGCACUUUGUUUUUUAUCUACGUUGCUUUCCCAGAAGCUUCCCGAGAAGUCAGAUAUCGUGCUGCGCUGCAUUGUAUCCGGCCAGCCCAAGCCAGAGGUAACUUGGUAUAAGAAUGGUCAAGCCAUCAGUGAGUACGACAUUUCCUGUUAUGAGUUCUUUGAGCAUCAGUAUAUCCACAUGUUACAUCUCCACAGCUGUACCAAACAUGACGCCGCUGUCUACCAAAUCACUGCUAAAAACCACUCUGGAAUGAUCUGCUGUUCGGCUCACAUCGAAGUCGAGUGCUCAUCAGAAAACCCACAACUGCCUCCUAACCGGAAAGAUGACGUGGACACUGGUUGGAAACAUGAAACAGAGAUCUAUGAGGCGGAAAGCGCAAGACAAAUGGAUGAGAAAGGACAUCCUUACAAGGAAGAAGAAAGGAUCUCCCUGGGCACUCCCCUGUCAGCUGACUCCUCCCUCCCCAAAUCCAACCGUUCAGGCUCACUCCAAUUAUUGGCCAGUGAUGACAUGCAUAUUUCCAGUUCUGAAAAACCUCUGGAUGUUAAAGGAACAAGGAAAAGCCAAGCGGUUUAUGAUCCAAAUCACACGGAGGAACUUGCAAAAGGGUCUCUUCUCCAUAAUUCAAGUAAUACUCCCAACACUCAAGAUGUAGACUGGCACCAGACAAUGCAUUCCAAAGUGUCAUGGCCCAUGGAUGGUGCCCUAAACCAUGAGGACCCUGAUGAUGAAGACCUAAACCCUAGCCAUCAAUAUCCCAAAGUUCAGAAAUACAUUAGCUCCAGUCGGCCGCUGUCUCAGGCAGCCGGGCCCGUUUACCCAGGUAGCAGUGCCCCAGUCAACAAGCAAGUCUUUGCCCAGGUUUCCAGCGAAGACUCUGACAGUGAUUAUGAACUUUGUCCAGAGAUAACUCUAACCUACACCGAGGAGUUUUCAGAUGAUGACCUGGAGUAUCUGGAAUGUUCCGAUGUUAUGACGGAUUACUCUAAUGCAGUUUGGCAAAGGCACCUGCAGGGGACUGACUGUGUUUUUUUAUUAGAAAGCGAUGACGAAGAGCUGGAAUUCAGUGAGUGUUGCCUGGGUGGGUGUGGGCAUUUCCUCAGUGAAAUGGGCUAUUGGUCUCAGGUGUCAGAUAACACUGAGCCUAUGGAUGUCACCCCUGGCUUCUGGGGUUUUCGCUCACAACGCCAAGAAGUGGAGGUAAGGAGCAGCCAAGCCUCCACGGACAGCCCCUCAGCCCUGCAACCAGGGAUGACCCUUACUUUGGGCCCUCACCAGGAUGGAACGUUGACAGUGACAGACCAGGGAAGAUAUAAGCUUCCCACUGCCUCUGGGGCUGCUGAAAAUGGUUAUCCAGGAAUUCAAGGAGAAACCAGAGACUGUCGUCAAGCAGAAGAGGAAGCUGCCAGUGACAAUCUGCUAAACAUGGAUAAAGCACCAACGGAGAGGAAGCCUGGUGAGUUAGAAAAGUCAGGGACACACCAGAGCUUGGGGACUGCGGCUGAGAGGAGAGCGGGGGGAAAGGACUUAUUGAGUACGGAGGGCUCACAGAAGCCUGUCAGGGUGAGGCGACCAGGAAUUAAGGGCAAACCGAAGAAGCGGAACGCCCACCUGAAGGAAAGUGCAACGGAAGACACCUUUAAUCUCCUAUAUCCCGGACAACCUGCUAACCACCCGCUAACCCAGAGAGAUCAAACGGAGAGUUCUUGGGCCAGAGCGGAAGCUACUGAUCUUAAUCUCCAAUUCCAUGCAGAAGAAUGUGCGAUUUCACCCCGCACAGAGCAACAAGCAGAAACCCUUCAAACGCCAACAGACUCGCUCCCCAAAGGAGGAGAUACAAACGCCACGGGAGCAGAGUGGUGGCUUAAUACUCCGUGCGAAGCAAGCCAGGUCCCAGGCCAGAGCGAGCCUCCACAGGUGCGAAUUCAGCAAACAGUUGGAGAGAGAGGCUGUCUCAGCCAGACACCAGCAUCCGCAGGGCCUGUAGAGGAGGAGACCCCACUCACUGGGACCAAUGGGAGCUCCCUUCCCAAUUCCGGAGGGAUCCACAAGGACAAUGCAUCCCUGGCCCAAUACCUGGAGGUAGAAAGCUGGACUCAGAGCCCACAGCAUGAAGAAAAACAAGACCUGGAUAAAGGACACAAUGCACCUGGUGGCCCCUGGGGAGACCAGGAACUUGAGUGGGGCAUUUCAGAAGCUGAGGGUGGAUACGUGUUCCCCUGUGAGUUCUCAGAGCCUUGCCCCCAGGACGGUCACGCUGACCUCAUUGAGCCCAAGGCUCCCUCUGUGGCUUCCCCUGGACUCAGAAAUACCAUCCUUACCAUGGAAAAUAUGUUUGAUGGGCCAGGCAGCAGAGAAGGCGUGAGUGGCAUGGAGAGGUUUGAAGCAGGUGACCAUGGGACAUGUUGUGAUACCAUGGGCUCUGCACCCGUUGGUAAAUAUUUACCUCAAGAAAUUUGCUCCAUGGACCCAGAGCUGGCGGAUGGUCAAGGCAAAGCAUCUGAUUUAUGUCCUCCUGAUGACACGAAGCUGGAAGUCCUUCUGAACGCACAGAGUUCUGAUUCUCCACGGUCCACAUGCGAAAACGGCAAGGACAGAAGCCAGGCCGGGCCAUUGCUUUUUGUCAGCACAUUCACCUGGGCCAUUUCACAAGGGGCCUGUGAAGGCACCUCAGGGGGCAGUGUAGCAGAGGUGGAGAGCUCCACCUCCGUGGCAGCCUGCAGAAGGACUGACCAGGGGAGGCCGCUCCCCAGCCACACAGGGGGGCUUGAGGAAAGGCAGCCUCCUUCUUCUGAGAACAAUGCUUUUUUGCAAGUCAAAGAAGAAGAUGAGGAGACCAAAGACACCACAGACAUACCACCCAAGCCUAGUUCCAUGGUGACAUUUCCUCAGGAGAAGCCAACAACGUUAACUGAAGGUCUUCAGGUGACGAGGGAAAGUGAAGACACAUCAGCUAUGACCAUGGCUGCCAAAGUCUACCCCACCAAGUACCUUGCUGCUUCAAUUGCUGAAAACAACCAGGCAGAUGGCACUGAGGAGAACUCACCUCAGGCACCAGAAGAAACUGUGUUCCAGCUUCCUGCCAGUGUACCAUGGGGUCAUAUUUUAAAUGGUUCCACAGCUGAAUCAAUAAAAGAGAUACCUUGCAUGGUGCCCAGGGCACCAGAAACCCAUGCCCACGUUCUCCAGCUCUCAGAGGGAGAGAAAUUCUGUAGUAAUUUCCUUCUUCAGAUUGGUAACCAAUCUACAGAUAAGAGCCAGAUGGUGGACAGAGCAGACCACAGGACCCUUCAAGAGAAUUUCCAAGAAAAAGGAAGUGAAACAAAGAAGAAGUUCCAUUCAGAGAGCUCGCCUCACCAGAGUUCUCUUUCUGAAGAUAGUUUCCAAGAAAGUUUGCCCUCAACAUCUGCUGUACAAGAGGAAAUAUGCUUGACACCCUUGGACCACUCACCAAGAAACUUUAAGGAGAAAAGAGGGCAGAGCUCAGGCCUGGGGACAAGCAUCUCCAUGGUGGCUGAAGGUACUGUGGAAGAUGACAGUCAAGCUCUAAGCAAUGUUCUGCCUCUCUCUAACUAUCUCCCAGAGGACUCUACAGAGAGUGGACCAGGAUCUGGGGAACCAGGCAAUAAGCUAAAGAUUAUAACUCUAGAGGCUUCUGUUUCAGAAAUCUGGCCACCAAGACAACCAACAGAUUCAAAGUACAAGGAAUCAGAAGCUGUUCCCAUAAUUCCUGGCAGGAUCUGGGCUCUAUCUGAGGUUCUAAAGGCAGAUGCUUCAGUGUGUGAACUGGACUUAACUGAAACAGCAGUACCAGCCAGUAGUCCUCAGUGUGAGUCUCACUCAACCCUUGUUCAUAACAGAGAAAUCCAUGGAUAUCAAGAACCAGUCAGCAGUGAGGAUGGAAGGAGUCUUUCUUCUCAGCAUUUGAGCCAACUCAGACCCCUGGAGUCAUCUGUGGACCCUAUAGAUGACAAGGAAUCAUGUACCACAAAUUCACUGUCAGAAGCUUCCAAAACUAGAGAGAAGAAAAACAUUAACAAGAUGAGUCAAACCCAAGAGGAGACCCAACUCAAGGUGGAUCAACCUGCCUUCUUUAAACAGUUGCUGACCCACCCUCAAAUCCUGGAGUCAUCUGUUGAUCCCAUUGAUGAAACAGGUGUGAUGGAGUGGGCCAGGGCUGAACAACCAGAGCCUCCCAGAUCCACACCAGGGCUCACCAAAGAGGGGAGUCAACCAAAGGAUGGAAACUUGGGUCAGCAAGUAGAAGUCCAAUCUGCCAUCUGGCAUGUUCCAUAUCCUGAGGGAAGUGGGGAAACCAUUCCAAGUGAAAAGAACAUAAACCAGAACCAAGGAGACAGUGAGAGAGGGCAGGCUGAACAAAGUCAAAACGCCAAAGCAAAAGGGGAAGUCCAACCUGCCACUUUGCAAGUCCCACGACCUGACAAAGGUGGGGAAAUAAUUCCAAGUGAAUGCAACACACACCAAGUACAAGUAGACAGUGAGAGAAGCUUUGGGGAGGCAGUGCAAAGCAAACACAACAAAGCAGAAGUAACUUCCCCCACUCCACCUCCUUCUAGCUGUCUUGCAAUAAUGACUCAUGCCACUGUUGGAGUUGAGACUGAUGCCACAGACCAAAUUCAUGAUGUCACUGCGAAUGACAUAGCUAAGCAAAGAAAUCAUCAAUAUGUGUUUUCUGACUCGAAGGAAAGGGGCAAAAAUAUUGAUGACGAGUGCGCUAACCAUUUGCCUUCUUCUAGUGGGCUUCUUCCUCCUGAAGGAAGCAGCACCAACUUCUCAACAAGCAACAAAAUCGAGGAACCUAAAACAGAGGAGCUUCAAACUGAAGAAACCAAACCCCUAAACUCACCUGGCUCCCCAGCCACUACUUGGGCCUUCAUUUCAGGAGACUGUGUAUCAGAGAACGCUCCCAAGUCCUUGCACGACCCCUGUCAACAGGGCACUGUGGGCAGCAUGAAAAAGUUCAGGGAAGAAGAGACAGCAGGACCCAUGGUGACUAAACCUGGCAAAUUUCCAGAGGCCCAGCCAGCGGUGACUGGGUCUGAGGAGGCCAAGAAGAAGCAAGAAAACUCAGGAAGUGGACGUAUAGCUGAGGGGGUAAAGAAGAAAAUUCUGUCCAGGGUAGCAGCCUUGAGACUGAGACUGGAAGAGAAGGAAAAUGUCAGGAAGGCUUCAAGCUUUCGCGGAAAGAUCCCUAAACUCGAGCCAUUGGUAUCACGUUCAGAGAAGAAGGACCAAAAAGAGCCACCUUGCCGGAGAGGAGGGAAAGGUGAGGCUCUGUUGCUUUCUGUACGGUUACCUGGGGUCGGUGAGGCCAACGCCAACUCCCUCUUUCCUCCUGAGUACUUUGUAGUUCUGUUGGGUCCCCACUGGGAGGACAUCGGACUUUUCUGGGUUAAUAGACGCUGCUCAGUGGUGCCCCGCUUCAACUGGCGCCCAAGGCAUGUGCCCUACCUACCAUACCUUAGUGCAGGCGACCACUCCACUGUUUCCUUGGCCAUUGUUCAAGCCAGUCAGAAGGACCAGGGCUUCUAUCACUGCUGCAUUAAGAACAGUUACGGAAAGGUGACCGCUGAAUUUAACCUCACAGCUGAAGUUCUCGCGCAGCUCUCCAGUCACCAGGAUGUAAAAGUCAUGCCCGUGUUUGAGCCCGGCCAUGCCUGUGUGCUCAAAGUGCACAAUGCCAUCGCCUAUGGGACCAGAAACAAUGAUGAGCUCAUCCAGAGGAACUACAAACUUGCUGCCCAGGAGUGCUACGUUCAAAACACUGCCAGAUACUAUGCCAAGAUCUAUGCUGCUGAAGCACAGCCUCUGGAAGGCUUUGGAGAAGUACCUGAGAUCAUUCCUAUUUUUCUUAUCCAUCGGCCCGAGAACAACAUCCCUUAUGCAACAGUGGAGGAGGAGCUGAUAGGGGAAUUUGUGAAGUAUUCCAUCCGGGACGGGAAGGAAAUCAACUUCCUGAGAAGAGAGUCAGAGGCUGGUCAGAAAUGCUGCACUUUCCAGCACUGGGUCUAUCAGAAAACAAGUGGCUCCCUCCUGGUCACGGACAUGCAGGGUGUGGGAAUGAAGUUAACUGACGUCGGCAUAGCAACGUUGGCUAAAGGGUACAAAGGAUUUAAAGGCAACUGCUCCAUGACCUUCAUCGACCAGUUCAAAGCCCUGCACCAGUGUAAUAAGUACUGUAAGAUGCUGGGGCUGAAGUCCCUUCAAAACAACAACCAGAAACACAAGAAGCCAAGUGUUGUCGGCAAAAGUAGUCAGCCGAACUCCACAACAGUGAAGAAAACAGCACCGGGGACCCCAGCGGGAAAGAAGAGCUAG
Messenger RNA from Orycteropus afer afer, 6369 nucleotides. RefSeq names its product alpha kinase 2 (gene ALPK2). Gene Ontology annotation, molecular function: ATP binding; protein serine/threonine kinase activity. The record is from RefSeq and is a predicted model, not a curated record. Gene Ontology annotation, biological process: protein phosphorylation. Lineage: Eukaryota; Metazoa; Chordata; Mammalia; Tubulidentata; Orycteropodidae.